AGAAGUGCAUAUUUGCCCCCCGUUUUCAUAAAAUUUUAUUGCAAUAAAUAUAUUUUCAUUUUACUGGCAUUACAAAGACUUUGACUUGAUGCUUUACAAGAGUUAAUUUUUUUUUAGUUUGAUGACGUUUUAUUGCCUUAAAACUGAUGUCAAAAUGAUCAUGUUUUUCAAAUCAAGCAAAUUUUCUGCCAUUUUUUCGACUUCAAACAGAGAAUUAAGUAUGAGCGCAGCUUUGAACAAGAAUGCUAAUUUAACAUGAUGAAUACAAUUUUAUUUUACAUUUAUGGACGAAAGAAAAAUCUUGUUCAAAGAUGCGCUCAUAUUGAAUUCAUUAAAUACACGUUGUUAAAACUAUAUCGGAUAACGUCGUUGCUAUGGCCAUUCUACUUCCGGUUCUGAUGACGUUGACGUCUGCGUAGCCAAAUAGACAGACAACGCUGACUUUUUUUUUAUUUCGGUACGUUUGAGACUUGUUCUACAACUUUGAAAGUCGGAAAGUACCAUGUUCUAAAAAUAGAUCAUUCAGAGGUAAGUUAAUUCCAUUGAUUGCAUUUAUUUUAUAUCGAAUAAGUCAAUCUGCAGAAUACAGUGCGAGGCUUAUGAAUUUUUAUUUGUAAAAUUUUCCACCUGCGCACAUAAUUGCUUAAAUAAUAAAUAAUAUAAGUGAAACAGCUUUACAGUCAAGCACAUACAUUGUACGCGUUUAAAGAUGCCGUUCGGGACCCCCGAUAAAUAAAAUUUUUUUGUACCUUGUAUACGAUCGAUUACUAAUCAUUUAACGUUACACAUUUAAAAAUUACAUAACAGAGUCCGUAUUUAAAAUCAUCCAUAAUAAUUAUCCCUCAUGUCCUGAAAUAUCUGUUUACAUGUUUUGCUCCGCUAUCGUAACUUCUCGGGGCAGUUUCCAUUCUCUAUAUUAACUUUAUAUACUACGUUGAACCGCAAGUUUGAUACAAAGUGACUGUAGUGUAGUGGUAUGUCUCUCGCCUGCAAUGCGCGGGGUAUAGUGUUCGAGCCUCACAUACCGCAGAUAUUUUUUUUUAUAUGAAGGAAUUUUUUUUUUCAGUUUAUGUUCUCACAUUAUGAAACAUGUAAUUAUUAAAUAAAUGCAGACCAAUUACUACUCUGGGUUAUUUCAUACCAAUGUUUUUUUUUUGGUAUUAAUAAGUAUAGCUAUUAUUGGAUUUUUUUUUUUUUGCAUGUUUAAACUAGAUAUAUUUAAACUAGAUAUAGAACAUCAGAUUUCAGCAUUAAAAUUCUUAAUAAAAUUUUUAUAUCAUUACAUAAUAUAUUUUUGAUGUUCUCAAUAACUAUAUUAAAAUUUUUAAUUAGUUUAAAUUAGUAGAACAAUGACUGUUCAUAAGUUUGAAAAAAUAUACAUUAUUAGUGAAAAGGAUUUAUGAAAAAAUAAUACAUGUACCAGUACAUGUAUCUUUAGUAGCUAGGCUAUGCAUGCUGAAUUAACUCCUUAUAUAUAUUAUCUCAAUUCAUACACAUUUUAAUUUUACAUGAACAUGUUUUAAAUAAAUUACAUUUGUUUUAACAACAUCCAGGUUUUGGAAUUUAUAAGUAUUUAAUUCGGAAAACAAAAUACAUGUAGAAUGCGUAUGUAGAUUUUCCCUCUUCAUAUUUAAAAAGAUCUCUGCACCUCUUAACUUCUUUCUAAAAAAAAUCAUAAACUGAUUAUUAAAAAUGAUUGCUUUUUCUUUUACAGAUGCCAAAGUUAAAACAAUACCAAUGCUGCCUUUGUUUUAAAAGAUGCAAAGAAAACUCGAGGCGACAUAUUCCACCUGGGCUGGCAUAUAAACGGUAUAUCCAGGAACGCCUUGGACGGCAAACUCAUUGUGAUGAUGUCAUCUGUGGAUCAUGUUUUUCAAGAGUGUAUCGUAGUCUUCCACAUGUACAGCAUGUUCAACAAGAUCCGGAAGAGGAUUUAGCAGAUCCUGACUUUAUUUAUGAACCGAAAAUAACGAAUCCAUCGAGUCCAAAAACAGUGCAUCUUAAUAUCCCUGCUGCAUCUAGAUCCCACAAAUGGUGUGUUAUUUGUCAUAAAGAUUCGUCAAGACGCAAUCACAUUAUUAACAUACCAUCAACAGCAAUAACCCAGGCGUUUAUUAAUUGCGGCGUUUUUAUCCACCCAAAAAGCAGAUGCUGCUACAAACAUUUGGAGAACACUUUCUUUUCUAGUGAUGCACUUCAUCUUCUGAGAGCAGCAAAGACCAGUGACAUGUUCUCCCACUCAGAUGUUGUGAAUCUGCUUACUAAUAUCAGGAAAAUGCUUCGAGCUGACUGUCACCGGUUGAACUUUGACAUUCCAGCAUUCUUAAGUGAUGAAGACUAUGAAACACUAACUGGAAUUACAAAAGAUCAAUUUAAUGACCUUGUUACAUAUUUAGAGGAUAUCAGAAACACAGAAAUUCGCUCUAAAAGAACAUGUUUAGGAGUUUUCCUAACCAAACUAAGGACAGGGUUAUCAAACAAAGUUCUUGGUGUGCUACAUGGUUUAACUGCUGCACAGGUUCAGAGAACUGUCACCACCACCAGACAAUGUUUAAUGUCCAGUUUCGUUCCAAGUAACCUGGGAUUCAGUCAUCUAUCACAUGAAGAUUUUGCCACCUUACACUGCACUGAAACUGCAAAAACACUCUUCAGAGAAGAUGACAGCAAUGCAGUCGUAGUACUAGAUGGAACGUAUAUAUAUAUACAGAAAAGCUGUGACUACCAGUUUCAAAGACGCACUUACAGUACUCACAAAAACAGAUCCCUUCUAAAACCUAUGAUGAUUGUAGGAACAGAUGGAUACAUAUUAGAGGUACUGGGGCCGUAUUAUGCUGAUGGAUCGAAUAGUGAUGCUUCUAUCACUAAACAUUUCUUAACUUGUAAUGAAGACUCAAGACAAUGGUUUCGAGAUGGUGAUGUCUUUCUAGUCGAUCGCGGCUUUCGAGAUGCAGUGGAAUUUCUAGAGGAAAACAACAUCAGUGUAAAAAUGCCACCUUUUUUAAAAAAGAAAGAAAAGCAACACUCCACUGAAGAUGCAAACCUAAGUAGAAUGAUUACCAAAGUGAGGUGGAUUGUGGAGGCUGUUAAUGGUAGAAUUAAGAAGUGGAAGCUCUUGGACAAGGUGUUGCCAAACACCCUCGUUCCAUCUAUUGGUGACUUUGUUCGCAUCACCUGCUCCUUGUGCAACAAAUACAGACCCCCUAUUGCUAUUAACACUGAGGAGGAUGUUAAAUGGGCGAAUGAAAUGCUGAAUAAAGCUAAGCAACCAAAUCAACUGCUUGAGUUGCUGACAACAAAAAACUUACUGAGAACAAGGAGCACAUUUUCACUUGUUGAUUCACAAAAUCUUUGCAACUUUCCAUCCUUGUCUUUAGAAGACUUAAGAAACAUUACAAUGGGUGUUUACCAGAUUCACCAAGCCCCAUUUUAUGUGAAAGAACAUUUGGAUGAAGAUGGAACAUUUCAGCUGAUGGUGCACAAGGAAAGUGACUCUUUGAUUAAAUUGAAAAUUCAAUCAAGACAUUCCCAGUCAGUCUCACAUACACUGUGGAUACAGUACACACCGGAGCAGAUCAGUGGAUGGUAUUGCACUUGUAAAGUUGGGGCCAGAGUGGUUGGCUGCUGCGCCCACAUUGCCAGCGCCCUGUGGUACCUUGGGUAUGAAAGACAUGAAGCAAAGCACAACUCUGGUGUUGACAUUAACACAACAAACAUUGAUGAUGCUAGACAUAGAGUAGUGAGUGUUAGUGAUUCUGAAAGUGACCAGACAAUGGAGGAGGAAUGAACUUGUAAAAAACUUUCAUGACAUUGUAUUAUCAACUAAAUGUGCUACUUUCUGUCUGUAACUUAAAAAAUCUAAGUGAAGGAGAGAGUUUGAGUUCAUAAGUUUAAUUAUUGCUUUUCUCGUUAUUCUUAAAUGUUUUGAAUGAACUAAGCAUCACUUGAUAAAAAUCUUUAACUGCAAGAUUUACAAAACAUUAAUUAGUUGAUUUUAUCUCCCUAUGAUUUAAUACAUGCACAUUCUUACUUAAAUGUUGAUUUCUCAAUCAACAUGUGCUGUAUACAUGUAUGUUUAUAACUAUUUUUAAAUGUUUUGAAUGAAUUAAGGAUCACUUGAUAAUAAUUAACUGUAAGAUUUACAAAACAUUAAUUGGUUGAUUUUAUCUCCCUCUGAUUUAAUACAUUUUUAUUCAAUUAAAUGUUAAUUUCUCAAUCAACAUGCACUGUAUUCAUGUAAGUUUAUAAAAAUUUUCAAAUGCUUUGAAUGAUUUCAGCAUCACUUUAUAAUUAUAAUUGUUUUUAAUGUAACAAAGAAUAUUGCUUAAUUCAAUAUUGCGCAUAGAUAUUAUAUAUAUUAGAAACACAUUUCUUGGAGAAAUUCUUUAUCAGUAUUAAAGGGGGGAUUUCCUGAUGUUGUUAAAAUGAAUAAAAGUUCUCCUUGAAUCACCAGGGCAUCACAAAAAAUUGGGUAUUAUUUCUGGUGAUGUCAGAGUAAAAAUCUAUUUGGUUUUUGGUCUCUUUUUUUUUUCAAGUGCUAACAAUACUACAGUUCGUAUGUAAACAUGGUAAAGUGAAAGUAGACUCGUGUUGGACAUCGAUCAACUUAUUCAUUCCACUUAAUAAAUAAAAAUCAUUUUGGCUGCACAACACUCUGAUAUCGAAGAAAGUAAACACUUUUUAUCUGUUUAAGCUGUUGAGUUUACAUACUUAGCUUAUACAUGUACCUCAAUUGUAAGUUGAUAAGCUGCAGCCUUUACCAUGUUUACAUGAACCAGACGGUGUCAAGUUUCCUCGUGCCAAAGCUAUUUCAUAUCCUUAUAUAUAUACUCCGAUCAAUUUAAUUUAUGUUCAAGUUAAAAAUAAUGUGAACAAAAAUAAUUUUUCAAUGAUAUUUAUUUUAAAAAAAGAAAACAUUUUAAUAAUGAUUGAUUUUUUUUUUACAUGUAAAUAUGAUCUGAUUUUACUCUUUAAUAAUGACGUCAUGACAUGCUGGCUCAUUAAAACUAGUCAGGAAUGGUGCUACGCUGUUUCAAAAAUAUCAAAUCGGAUAAAAUGCUAAAUAUAUUUAUAUCAAUGAAUGAAUUUUAAAUAAAGCUUAUCACCUGCAGAUAUAUUUUACAGCAAAAUUGUUUUGUUUUGAAAAUAGGUUCAAAAAAAGAAAAAUGGACCAAGAAGUGUAAUUUGAUGCAUCCCGUUACCUUAAGACAAUUGGUGACCUUAAAAUGACCUUGAAGGUCAUGUUAACAAGACAAACUAUGUAUAUAUAAACAUAUUACCACUAACUCUACCUACAGGGAAAAAAUCAUCAAUAUUGGCAAGGGGGCCAUUUUUGGCCCUUAUCAUAUAUAGU
Magallana angulata is the source of this 5350-nucleotide messenger RNA. RefSeq lists its product as uncharacterized. The record is from RefSeq and is a predicted model, not a curated record. The transcript has a single exon. The coding region runs from base 1715 to 3784 and encodes 689 amino acids. Lineage: Eukaryota; Metazoa; Mollusca; Bivalvia; Ostreida; Ostreidae.